This is a messenger RNA of Otolemur garnettii (small-eared galago), 1432 nucleotides long. It is a transcript of the gene NIF3L1, whose product is annotated as NGG1 interacting factor 3 like 1. The transcript has 7 exons. Gene Ontology annotation, cellular component: cytoplasm; mitochondrion. The record is from RefSeq and is a predicted model, not a curated record. Lineage: Eukaryota; Metazoa; Chordata; Mammalia; Primates; Galagidae. Bases 44 to 1177 code for a protein of 377 amino acids.
AGAGAAAGUUUCCGGUCGACACCCGGUUUGACCUGAUUUCCAUAUGUUAUCAUCUUGUGUACGCCUGGUCCCCACCACAGUCCAACUUGCAGAUUCCCCGAUCUGCACUUUUUCCCGUUCCUUCAUGGAUUUGAAGGCUCUCCUUUCCUCCUUGAAUGACUUUGCAUCCCUCUCAUUUGCUGAGAGUUGGGACAAUGUUGGAUUACUGGUGGAACCAAGCCCACCACAUACUGUAAAAACACUCUUCCUAACUAAUGACUUGACUGAGGAAGUGAUGAACGAGGCGCUGCAAAAGAAGGCGGACCUCAUUCUCUCCUACCACCCACCUAUUUUCCGACCCAUGAAGCGCAUAACCUGGAAAACCUGGAAGGAGCGCCUGGUGAUCCAAGCUCUAGAGAACAGAGUUGGUAUCUACUCUCCCCACACAGCCUAUGACGCUGCCCCCCAAGGAGUCAACAACUGGUUGGCUAAAGGGCUUGGCGCUUGUACCUCCAAGCCCAUACAUCCUUCCACAGCACUCAGCUACCCUACAGAGGGAACCCACCGAGUAGAAUUCAAUGUUAACCAUACCCAAGACCUGGACAAAGUCAUGUCUGCAAUGAAAGGAAUCGUAGAUGUUCCUGUCACUUCUUUUUCUGCUAGGAUUGAUGAUGAAGACCAAACACGGAUCAGUGUAAAUUGUACUCAGAAGACUUUGAUGCAGGUGGUGGAUUUUCUCUCCCAGAACAAACAGCUUUAUCAGAAGACUGAAAUUCUGUCACUGGAGAAGCCUUUGCUUCUACAUACUGGAAUGGGACGAUUAUGCACACUGGAUGAAUCUGUCUCCUUGGCAACCCUUAUUGAACGAAUCAAAAGACACCUGAAACUAUCUCAUAUUCGCUUAGCUCUUGGAGUAGGGAAGACCUUAGAGUCCCAAGUCAAAGUCGUGGCCCUGUGUGCUGGUUCUGGGAGCAGCGUUCUGCAGGGUGUAGAGGCUGACCUCUACCUUACAGGUGAGAUGUCCCAUCAUGACGUUCUGGAUGCUGCUUCCCAAGGAAUAAAUGUCAUCCUUUGUGAACAUAGCAACACAGAACGAGGCUUUCUUUCUGACCUUCGGGAUAUGCUGGGUACUCACUUGGAGAAUAAGAUUAAUAUUAUCCUGUCAGAGACAGACAGGGACCCUCUCCAUGUGGUAUAAUAUAUAUAUGAACAUCAGGAUAACAAAAUCUAUGAACAAAUUAGAUCCCAGCUCAAAUUCAUAAUAUGAGUCAGCAGAGUUCCUGUCCUUCCUAAAGAGUGUCUUAGAAUGUAUUAUCAUUUCCAGUUUGUUAAUCUUGUUCACCAGACGUUUUGUAGAUCAUAAGGUUAAAACUGUAAUAUAGCUACUAUAUUAAAGAACAAACACUCAUUAUAUGCUCUAGGAAAGAUGGAUGAAAAUCUGCUUACUUAUUCU